Aptenodytes forsteri (emperor penguin) is the source of this 4815-nucleotide messenger RNA. It is a transcript of the gene GAB3, whose product is annotated as GRB2 associated binding protein 3. The coding region runs from base 171 to 1970 and encodes 599 amino acids. Lineage: Eukaryota; Metazoa; Chordata; Aves; Sphenisciformes; Spheniscidae. The transcript has 10 exons. The record is from RefSeq and is a predicted model, not a curated record.
UGUCAUGACUUCCUCCUCGGGCUGGAGCGGUAUCAGAGCACAGCUGAAGGAAGCCGAUUACUGCUGGUUUCAAAUUGGCUGGGAACAAUACCCGCACCCGCACCCGCACGCACAGGCACACGCAGCCCGCACCCUGGCUCCCGCGUCGCCGCUCCGCGCCGGGGGGGAAGAUGAGCUCAGGGGACGUCGUUUGCACUGGAUGGCUCAUUAAAUCACCCCCCGAGAAGAAACUCAAGAGAUACGCAUGGCGGAAGCGCUGGUUCGUGCUGCGCAGAGGCCGCAUGAGCGGGAACCCAGAUGUGCUGGAGUACUACAGGAACAACCAUUCCAAAAAACCCAUUCGGAUCAUCGACCUCAACGAGUGCGAAGUGCUGAAGCACUCGGGGCCCAACUUCAUCAGGAAAGAAUUUCAGAACAACUUUGUCUUCAUUGUGAGAACCACCUACCGCACCUUCUACCUGGUAGCCAAAACUGAGGAGGAGAUGCAGAUCUGGGUGCACAACAUCAGCCAGAUCUGUAACUUUGGACAUCUAGAAGAUGGCACAGGUUCAGUGGAGAGCCUGUCUCACACGACCUCGUCCCCGCAGCCAUCGCCGGCCGCCUCCACCCACGCCUCCCGCAUCGCAGAUCCCUCCUUCUCGGUCGAUCACGCUGCUGCUGACGCAUCUGCCGCAGAGGAGACCCCCAGCGAGUCGGAGUCGGUCUUCCUCCCUGACUACCUCUUCCUCUCCAACUGCGAGUCGGGCAAGCUCAGCCACAACAGGUGUGACAGCUGGUCGAAUUCGGACAGAUCUCUGGAGCAAACCUCAUCAGACGAUGUUUUUGUCGACUCCUUGCAGUCCCAGCCCUCCUUGUACCUUGUACAGCCGUCCAGCGCUGGUACUGUGCACCAGGAUGGGGCCCCGUUGGCAAACCCCAGCACUGUGUCCAGGACCAUAGACAUUAACGGGCCACCCAGUGACUUUUCCUCCUCUUCUCCACUGCUGGGGACACCGCUGACACCAACCUUUCAGAUCGACAAGAGCCAAAACGUGCUGCCCUACGGUGUAACCCAGCUGGACAUCCUGUCCAACACACCCCCACCGCGGCCGCCCAAGCCAACCCACUUCUCAGACAGGAGAGGGGAUGAGGUGGGCGGUGGGGCCCUCCAGAACGGGCACGCAGGGCUCUGCCGGGCUCAGGUCGCUCUGGUGCCCAGGAGGAUCUCCUUGUCCAGCUUAGACAACGUGAGGAACUGGAAAGCAGACAUGGAAGGCAGUUCCUUAAGAAGUCGGGAUAAGAGGCUUAGCUUGAAUUUGCCCUGUCGGUUCUCCCCGCUCUACUCGACUGCUUCGGACAGCACGGAGGACAGCUACGUGCCCAUGCGCCCCAGCACCUCUCCCUCUGCACCUGGCUCCGACUGUUCACCCGACGGCUACAUCCCCAUGAGCCCCGGCUCAGCCACGUUUACCUUCCCUGUCGUCAGCACUGAAAAACUCACCAGCCCAUUACCUGAGCUUCCCUCAGACCUGGAGCCCCCUCCGGUGAACCGAGACCUCAAGCCUCGUAGGAAAUCACGGCCACCUCCUCUGGACUUGAGGAACCUCUCCACAAUCCGGGAGCAUGCUGCCGUGACCAGGAUGUGGACUGUGCCUUACAAUCGAAUGAGCUUUAUCUCACCAGAAAGAGACGGUAUUAAUUCAGCAAGAAUAUUUGCCAAUUCAGUUUCCGGAGAAGAGGAAGAAAGUUACAUUCAUAUGGAACACAGACAGGCAACAUCUCCAUACAGUGGUGCUUUUCCAUGGACAAGGAAAUCUAACCUUGAUUACUUAGCAUUGGAUUUUAAUUCUGCUUCCCCAUCCCCUGUACAGAAGAAACCUUUUCUCUCUGAGGAGCAGAGAGUGGACUACGUCCAGGUAGAUGAACAGAAGACUCAAGCUUUACAGAACACUAAGCAGGAAUGGACAGAUGAGAGGCAAUCAAAAGUCUAAAGGAAGAAGAUUUGGGAUCUGGAGGAUUAUUUUUUUUGCACUGGAACCACAAUGUUAAUGAAGCAGCUAUCACAGUAGAGUUCAAAGGCAGAGAGAGUUGAAAGGUGCUUACAGUCUCUAGAGGAAUGACAUUUUUAAUAGAAACCUUUGACUUCAGCUGGACAUAGUAUGUUGAAUGAGUGAGUGGUUCACUGAUGAUUAAAGUAAUGCAUUACCCUUUCUACUGCCCUUACCAGUAAGCUACGUGGUACCAUUUUCUGGCAUGAUUCUGUGACGAGUCAUACACACAUGUUAACAAAUCCACUACAUGUUGCAUUAAUCUAGUUAGUCCUGCCUUCUCCCUCUGUUGCAUAAUCCCUAGUUGCUAAAGCUAUUUUUUGAUAUUCCUACCAAUACUGCGGGUGCUCAGAGUGCUUUUAUGGCAGCGAGCAUCUGACAGGUAUUGGUGACUAAUCAACUAAGGGCUAAAAUACUGAAACAAUAAAAAGAACUUUUUGAAUAUAUAGUGCUUAAGCAAAGAGAAUUUUGGAAAAUAUUUUUCCCCUGGGUUUAAAAGGUCUGACUCUGAGCUGAUGCUGUCAGAAACUCAAAACACGACUAUGUACCAAUGGGACUGGAAUGCACCGUCUUUGACCCUCUGGACGACGGUCGUCGUAUUAAGCUUCUUCUCUCCAUUGUGGCUCAUACUUGUCGCCUUUCUGUCUGAUUCCUACUGGUGUUUUCUUCCCUAUCUUGAGGAGUGUCUUCGGCACAGCACAGCACAGCUGCUCCUCUAGCAGGAGGCUGCAGGCACACAGCUCUUGGCUGGCCAAAAAAUAGAACGGGAAGCUGUGAGCCUGUUUCUGCAAGUCUUGGGAGAACUGGCAAAGGAUCAAGAAUGCUUUCAUCUGAACUGCAGAAGAAAUGCUAUUGGAAUUGCUGGUAGCAGUCAUCAAACUGAUUGUUUCACUAGACCCACCCCCCCAAAAAAAAGAGAAUUAGGAAGUGCAGCGUGCUCCGAGAGAGGCUAGCAGGCCUGCCAAAAUAAAACAACAAUGCGCUUACGUGGCGUGAGGACCUCUGGGUUCAGGAAGCUUAUCUACCUUGGGACUUGUUACAGGCACUAUCUCAGGAUCACAUAUGUGUAUAGUUUAUAACAUAUUUAACUUUAAAAGCUUGGCUGCAACCUUUAUUUUAAGGUGGCACACAGCCACUCGAAUCAUGGAAGUAUGCAGUACCGCUGAGUGACCCACACUGGAUUUGAUCUUGCAGGCUUUGCUCAUGCAGGUAAGUCCCACGAGCCGUAAGAGCUCUGAUCCUGUCAGCAAGGACAGCCAGCCAGCACCCUUACGAAAGAUCUCCUCUUUGACAGUGCCAAGUCACUGGCCUCCCUUCGUGUGCCUGUUGCUACCACGCUGUAUUACUGUAAUCUGACAUCCCAAAAAUGCUGGUUUACCAAACAGAGGUCGUAGAAAUGUCAUUGCAGAAACCACUGGCAUUUCAAGGGUCCUACUUAUUGUCCUCCAUGCACCCAUUCUGCUUCAGCCAUUUGGGCACUCUGGGAGGCUGAGAGACGCGGCCGAGUGGCACGUCGUGCUGGGAGAGGCAGCGUGGCUAACAGAAACACCAUUUUUCUCCUACCUCAAGAGAGCUGAAGUGCUUGCAAGUCUCGCUGCUUCUUUAGAGCAAAUACAAAGCUGGGGAUCCGUGGUGACCAGGCUCUUAAUAGCUUACCCUGCAAGAACGACGAGGUUCACCAGCGCCUUUAUUGACUCUGGGGCAAACUGGGCACCCAGGCCUGCGGGCAUAAAGUGUCCUGGACUAGAGCUGCUUGGAAAACUGGGGUUUAUACUGCAGAUAGCUGACCUACUGUUUCCUCCUACUCUGCUCCCCCCCCUCCCCCAAGCUCUAAAAUGCAAGUUAAUGUUCAUAAAAGUUUUGGAAAGAAUUCAGACUUUUCUGUAUAAAUCGUGUCUGUCUGGUGUGAAAUUUAGUUUGUUAAAACCCAGUUGUUUUGUCCUGAAACUGAUUUAGGAGAGCUCUGAGCAACUGUGUCCUGGGUGUGGUAUUGCUACAGGGGAAGUGGUUUUGGGGAGAGGUGGUGGAGAUCUGCGCCUCCACAGAGGUGUUAGAGGGGUAAGCGAGGAAGGGCCACAGUUACAGAGACAUUUGCCUUUCUGCUCAGAAGAAUUGUCUGUCUUUCAAGGUGUACAAAUAAUACAUGUCACGGAAAGCUUUUGGUGUAUGCUGCAGUACUGGAAGAGUUAAAAGACCAGCUAAGACGUGUAUUACAGCAGGGGACAGAAAACAUCCACAAAGGGCAGGUAAAAUUAUGCUAUGCUACUGCAGAUCCCAAAUUGCAGAGUGAUGGCAUGGCAGCCUCCAGUGGGGAUUGCGAUAGCAUACAGAUCAGCUCGUAUUUGACUGGAGUGUUUCUUUUCGUGCUGUCAGAAAAUCUUCCGAAAUGGAAAACCACCAAGUUAUUGGAGACCACUGACGUGCUUGUUAUUCUAGUUUAUUGCAAAAAUAUUUAAACUUCGACAAACCUGGCUAACAGAUCAUUCAGAAGUUUAGAAAAGAAAGAGCUCCUUUGGUAUUUUUUUUCCCCCUAAAAGGACAUAAAUAUAUAGCUUGGCGGGGACCGUCAGAUGAGAAUGGCCCCCUUUCAACUUCUGCGUGUCCCCUGCUUGCCCCCACCGCUCUCAUAUCUCGAUCAAACGCUGCUCGCUGGUUUCUAACUUUCACUUUUUAACUAAAAGCUAAGUUUGGGGGUUUAUUCAGAUUUUUCAUUUAAGGUCUUUUUUUACCCGCUGCUCCGGGGUCCGUGACGUGCAUUCUUGCGUAAGCACAACACGUGAAACGGGAG